AUGUUACGACAUCCACAACAACAACAACCACCUCAACAGCAACACGUACCAAAUACUAUAACCAAUGUUGUCGCUCCUACAGCUACAAGCUAUCCUGCCUUUGAUUUAGCAAAGUUCUGGACAGAACAAAUGCAUAUAGCCAAUUCUUUCCAAUCCGACUUCAAAAGCCAUCCUUUACCCUUAGCACGAAUUAAAAAAGUAAUGAAAACCGAUCAGGAAGUCAAGGUACAGAUUCUUUAUGCGCCUAUCUUAUUUGCAAAAGGCUGCGAAAUAUUCAUCACCGAAUUAACAAAGCGUGCAUGGGUUCACGCAGAAGAAAAUAAGAGACGCACCUUGCAACGAUCCGAUGUUGCCACAGCUAUUUCCAAAACUGAUAUGUGUGAUUUUUUGAUUGAUAUCGUACCCAGGGAAGAAGCUAUGAAGAGCCAAUCGACACAUUACGAACAUCAACAGCAACCGGAAUAUAGUAAUUAUUAUGCGCAAGCUGCUGUUCCUCAGUAUUCUGCCCAACAAGUAAUUAUAUGA
Messenger RNA from Mycotypha africana, 525 nucleotides. Its product is annotated as histone-fold-containing protein. Lineage: Eukaryota; Fungi; Mucoromycota; Mucoromycetes; Mucorales; Mycotyphaceae. Gene Ontology annotation, molecular function: protein heterodimerization activity; DNA-binding transcription activator activity, RNA polymerase II-specific; DNA binding. The transcript has 2 exons. Gene Ontology annotation, cellular component: nucleus; CCAAT-binding factor complex. Gene Ontology annotation, biological process: regulation of DNA-templated transcription. The coding region runs from base 1 to 525 and encodes 174 amino acids. The record is from RefSeq and is a predicted model, not a curated record.